AUGUGGAAUACUACAGACUACCAGGCCGUGGAUGAGGUCACCGACGAUCCGUACGCCGUGAGUGACGGCGUACGGAUUCUCCACGCCACGAUGAUCGCCAUCCUCGGCACAACCGGGGCAAUCGGCAACUUCAUGGUCAUUCUCUCCAUUGCGACUACUCCGGACCUCCGGACAUCUCAUAAUCUCUUGAUUCUGAACCUCAGCACGGCUGAUUUCCUAUUUUCCAUUAUAAUUGAUUCUCUGUACUGUACCUCGGUGGCCUUAAAUCGCUGGCCGUUCGGCCCGGCGGAGUGCCGUCUAUCAGUGAAAGCAUCCCUUCUUUUGCUGGGUGUGUCAACCACAACUCUAGCUACAGUGGCCAUAAACAGGUUCAUCCUUAUUUCAAAACCACAUGCGUAUGAUAAAUUUUGUAGCCGGAGUAAGACAAUCGCCAGCAUCGUUCUCAUGUGGGUUCUCGCAUUCGUCGUGGUAUUUCUAAUUUCCGAGUUGACUGUCCACUUUGUGACCAACUACAACCCAGUCUUUGGGUGUUGUUCCCUCGACCCCCUCGACCCUGACACGCAAGUUUUUGUGACCAUUCUGAUCGUCCUGGUAAUUUUCACAGCUUUUCUUAUGAUAACUACCCUGUAUUGCUUAAUGUUUCACGCCAUCCGUGCGAGCAAGCGCCGAGUCCGGGCCGUGCAAGUCACCGUGCCGAACACCGCCGAGAAUAAUGACCUCUCCCAGGCCGAUAGCAGCGGGGGACGCCCGGUCGGCGAACCCCGACCACCAGAGCGCACCAUCAGUAAAGAGGAGAUCAGCAUGGCGAAGAUGUCAUUUCUUGUCACUGUACUUUUUGUCGUCUGCUGGCUGCCCCAAUCAAUCACAUACAUUUUCGGGUGGAAACAUUCCGUGCUUCUCCUCCGAACUGGAAGAUUUAACUUUUUCCUCAUAAUUCUUGGACCGGCUCUAAACCCAUUCAUUUACGCUUGGAUGAAUGCAAAAGUGAGGAAGGCAUGUCUGAGACUGGUCAGAUGCCAAAGUUGUAUACACGGAACAGCUUAA
Molecule: messenger RNA, 1044 nt
Organism: Asterias rubens (European starfish)
Lineage: Eukaryota; Metazoa; Echinodermata; Asteroidea; Forcipulatida; Asteriidae
Product: melanopsin-like
Exons: 1
Coding region: 1-1044 (347 amino acids)
Biological process (GO): G protein-coupled receptor signaling pathway
Cellular component (GO): membrane
Molecular function (GO): G protein-coupled receptor activity
Source: RefSeq, a predicted model, not a curated record